Drosophila subpulchrella is the source of this 1891-nucleotide messenger RNA. RefSeq names its product zinc finger protein 761. Gene Ontology annotation, biological process: regulation of transcription by RNA polymerase II; cell fate commitment. The transcript has 2 exons. Gene Ontology annotation, molecular function: histone deacetylase binding; RNA polymerase II cis-regulatory region sequence-specific DNA binding; DNA-binding transcription factor activity. Bases 85 to 1875 code for a protein of 596 amino acids. NCBI's taxonomy places the organism in Eukaryota, Metazoa, Arthropoda, Insecta, Diptera, Drosophilidae. Gene Ontology annotation, cellular component: cytoplasm; nucleus. The record is from RefSeq and is a predicted model, not a curated record.
AAAUGAUUUUACAUGGAAGAAGAAGAAUCGUUGCAGUUGCACUUUUUAUUCUCUUGUGUUUCCUGAAUGUUCUUUUGACAAGAGAUGAAUAAGUGUCCCCGAUGCAAUUCCGACGCGACUGGAGAGAACCGUCUGGUUACGGACAGCUGUGGGCACACCAAGUGUCGCCUCUGCCUGGUAGCGGAUGUGUCCGAUUGCCUGGAGUGCCGAGUUGCACGUCAGGAGGAGGAGAGGGCGAGAAUCCAACAGACAAAGGAACCCAAGGAACGAACUCCAGCGGAUAAGUGUAUCAUUGUCACGGAUAAGGGCUAUCACUGCACAGUGUGCAAAAAGGACUUUCGCAGCCGCACCCAGCAAUAUUACCACCUCGCCUGUGGCAACGAUCUUCUCAAGAAGUUUAGCUGCAAGGAAUGCGGUCGCAGGUUUGCCAGCCGUUCCCAUUUGAAGUACCAUCUCAGCAGCCAUGAGAACCAAUCGAAGCAUACGUGCGGCGUCUGCAACAAGAGUUUCAAGCAGAAAAUCAUCCUGCAGCGCCACAUGCUCACCCACAAGCAAGAGCAGCAUGUGUGUCAGGUCUGCCAGAAGGUCUUCCGCCGCCAGAGCUCCCUCAAAUGCCACCUGGCCAUCCACACCGAUCUCGGUCUACCAUACAAAUGCGAGCUGUGCUCCAAGCACUUCCAGAACAAGGCCAAUUUGAACCAGCACCUGCGGAAGCACGACCAGAACAGCAUCCGGCACAAGUGCAAGGUGUGCCAGAAGUCCUUCCUGCGCCAAACCACGCUCCGACUUCACAUGAAGCGUCAUUCGAAUCGUGAGCGUCAAUCCUGCUCGUUGUGUGGCAAGAGCUACAACGAUGCGGAUGCCCUGAGCCGCCACCUAAGGCAGCACAAGACCUUAGAACGCUACCGCUGUAUCGAAUGCGAAAUCACGGUUAACCGGAAGGACAACAUGCUCCGUCACCUGCGCUCCAUGCAUCCGGGAUGUGCCUUCGAGAGCACUGUGGAGAUAGUUACCGCCAGGUCCAAUGCUCAAGAGGUCACGCCGGUGGUGCCGGUGGAGGAGAGACCACCCGCGAUCGUGCGCUACAACAGCGUGAUCCAGAGCGUGGGCAACGUGGAGCCAGUGGUGGUACCGGAAAUGUUGCCAUUACCAGCCCCAUUACGAGACCUACACCUGGAGCAACCACUACUACAGCUAGAGCAACCACUACUACAGCUGGAGCAACCAUUACUACAGCUAGAGCAACCAUUUCUGCAGCUGGAGCAACCACUCCUGCAGUUGGAGCAACCACUACAACAGCUGGAGCAACCAUUUCUACAGCUGGAGCAACCACUACUACAGCUGGAGCAACCACUACUACAGCUGGAGCAACCACUCCUGCAGUUGGAGCAACCACUACUACAACUGGAGCAACCAUUUCUGCAGCUGGAGCAACCACUACAACAGCUGGAGCAACCACAUCUACAGCUGGAGCAAUCACAUCUACAGCUGGAGCAACCACUACAACAGCUGGAGCAACCACAUCUACAGCUGGAGCAACCACAACUACGGCUGGAGCAACCACUUCUACAGCCGGAGCAACCACUACUACGGCGGGAGCCACCACUUCGACACUUGGAUCAUCCAAUACCUGUCACAGGGCACCGGCCACUGCCAAACGUUAUGCCCGAGGAGAAUGUUCAGCUCUAUAGGAAGAUCAUCUUGGACCUGGACAAUGAAGAGUAUUCCAAUGAGCUAGUCAUCGAUGAACGCCAAGAAUCCACUAUGCAGCAAAGGCAGCCCCGUGGCACGGGGCAAAGCAGCUCCAAAUUUAGCGAGAUGCACUGGCGCAAGAAUUUCAAAUUCUGGUACCAAAGAGAGGAAAAUACAAAGUGAGGAUAUGAUCUCCCUA